Messenger RNA from Cuscuta campestris, 2251 nucleotides. The record is from the annotation of a GenBank genome assembly. Lineage: Eukaryota; Viridiplantae; Streptophyta; Magnoliopsida; Solanales; Convolvulaceae.
AAUCCAUGGCGUUAGCUGGUGCUGCGGCCUUUCUUCCAAAAAAUCCACCCACAGUUUCCAAAUCCCGAUCCUCCGGCAGCAACCGACGGCGGAGGUAUAUUCUUUCGCCACGAAAUUCAUCCACCGGACUUAGCGAUGGCCGUCGCCCCACCUCCAAGCAACCCUCGCCUGAAUUAUGAUGUGCAGGCAUGGAAGAAGCAGAUGUUGUAGUUAUUGGGAGUGGUAUAGGUGGCUUAUGUUGUGCAGGGCUUCUUGCUAGAUACCAACAUGAUGUUUUGGUACUUGAAAGCCACAAUAUACCCGGGGGUGCUGCUCAUUCGUUUGAUAUUAAAGGAUUUAAAUUUGAUUCCGGGCCCUCUUUAUUUUCUGGCUUUCGUUCAAGGGGUCCCCAGGCCAAUCCUUUGACACAAGUACUUGAUGCUUUGGGUGAAUCGGUUCCUUGUGCAAAUUAUGAUUCAUGGAUGGUGCACAUUCCUGAAGGUGAUUUUUUGUCUCACAUUGGGCCAACAGAGUUCUUUAAGGAUCUAGAAAAUUAUGCAGGUCCUGAUUCCGUGAGAGAAUGGAAAAGACUUCUCGAUGCAGUUCUUCCAAUGUCAGCUUUGGCUAUGGCUAUCCCUCCUCUGGCUAUCAGAGGUGACUUGGGCGUUCUUUCCACUGCUGGUGCUAGAUAUGCACCUUCUCUUCUGAAAUCUUUUGCUCAGAUGGGACCUCGUGAGGCCCUUGGUGCUACAAAGCUUCUUGGACCCUUCUCGAAAAUUAUCGAUUCGUUAGGGUUAAAAGAUCCUUUUAUAAAGAACUGGCUUGAUCUUCUCUCUUUCUUGCUUGCUGGAGUAAAAACUAAUGGCAUACUCUCUGCAGAGAUGGUUUAUAUGUUGUCAGAAUGGUACAAGCCAGGUUGCACACUAGAGUAUCCUCUCCAGGGAAGCGGAGCUAUAGUUGACGCCCUUGUACGAGGAUUGCUGAAGUUUGGUGGGCGGAUUUCUCUUAAACGCCAUGUAGAAAAUAUUGUUGUUGACAAUGGUCGAGCCACAGGAGUGAAACUAAGAAGUGGCCAGUUUGUCUGUGCUAAAAAAGCUGUUGUCAGCAAUGCAUCUAUGUGGGACACUCUAAACUUAUUACCACAGGAUGUCGUUCCAAAAAUGGUUCAGGACCGGAUAAAAAACACCCCACAAUGUGAAUCAUUUAUGCAUCUGCAUCUGGGCUUCAAUGCAGAGGGAAUGCGUGAUGACCUGGGGAUCCAUCACAUAGUUGUAAAUGACUGGGAGAGAGGAGUUGAUGCAGAUCAAAAUGUGGUUCUGAUAUCAAUACCGAGUGCGCUUAGUGCUGAUCUUGCUCCACCGGGGAAACACGUCUUGCAUGCCUAUACACCUGGAACCGAGCCUUAUGAAAUUUGGGAAGGACUUGAUCACAACAGCAAUGAAUACAAAAACCUCAAGGCUGAACGAUCCGAGGUAAUGUGGAAAGCAGUGGAGAGAGUGCUCGGCCCAGGUUUCAGUCGUGACAAAUGUGAUGUAAAGUUGGUUGGAACCCCACUAACACACGAAAGAUUCCUGAGGAGGAACAGAGGAACUUAUGGGCCUGCCAUAUUGGCUGGCGGUAAAGACUCCGCAUUCUUUGGGCAUUCAACACCAAUCCGAAAGCUUCACUGCUGUGGAGACUCCACCUUCCCAGGCAUUGGAGUCCCUGCAGUUGCUGCUAGUGGUGCAAUUGUUGCAAAUUCACUGGUUUCUCUGUCUCAGCACACCCAACUCCUUGACGCCUUGGAGGUAUGACAACAGACCUUUGUAAGGUAAACAUGCGUGCACUAGCUUUCAUGGGUUUUCUUUAAUUUGAGCUUUCGUUAAUGUAUUGCACCAAAUGCCCUUCUUGUUGCAAAACCUCCAUAAGAAGGAAUGAAAGGCUGAUAUGUGCCAGUGUUGUUAUUGCAGUGACUUCAUUAUGAGAAAGGAUGAAAAGGGUUGUGCACUUGUGGGCCGUGGCAGGACCAUUGUCAGUACGUGGGGACUGAUCUGUAUGAACUGUGCGUGGUCCGUUGGCAUGAUUUUGAGGCGCCACGUGGCAACGCCACAUGCUAAUCCACCGCACUACUCCGUACAAUCCAACCCGUGAAAACACAGUAAACUGGGCCCCCUUCUAUUUGAGAGCUCGGACGAAAGCUGUUUGAAAAUCAUCAUGCUAAAAAUGGCACUCACUUUGAUCCAAGACGCUUUUUAAAGACAGAAGAGACAUGAAGUAAAUUGCUAAUAGGUGG